AGGCGCGGGGCCGCGCGCCGCCACGUGCAGCACCUCCGCGCCCUGCCCGCCGCCAGCGCCGCGCCCAUGGCCGCGCCGAGCUCCCUGGAAGCGGUGAAGAGGAAGAUCCAGUGCCUGCAGCAACAGGCGGAUGAGGCCGAGGAUCGCGCCCAGGUCCUCCAGCGGGAGCUGGACCUGGAACGGGACCUGCGGGAGAAAGCUGAAGGGGAGGUGGCAGCUCUGAACAGGCGUAUCCAGCUCGUGGAAGAGGAGCUGGAUCGUGCCCAAGAGCGGCUGGCCACAGCCUUGCAGAAACUGGAGGAGGCCGAGAAGGCAGCGGAUGAGAGUGAGCGAGGAAUGAAGGUUAUUGAGAACAGAGCAAUGAAAGAUGAAGAGAAAAUGGAAAUCCAGGAAAUGCAGCUGAAGGAGGCCAAGCACAUCGCUGAAGAGGCUGACCGCAAAUAUGAAGAGGUUGCCCGUAAACUGGUUAUUUUGGAGGGUGAACUGGAAAGAGCUGAAGAGCGUGCAGAGGUGUCUGAAGUUAAAUGUAGCGACCUUGAAGAGGAGUUAAAGAAUGUCACCAACAACCUGAAGUCUUUGGAAGCUCAAUCUGAAAAGUACUCGGAAAAAGAAGAUAAAUACGAAGAAGAAAUCAAGAUUCUCUCUGACAAGCUUAAAGAAGCUGAAACUCGUGCUGAAUUUGCAGAGAGAACUGUUGCCAAACUGGAAAAGUCUAUUGAUGACCUGGAAGAUGAGCUCUACGCUCAGAAGCUGAAGUACAAAGCCAUCAGCGAGGAGCUUGACCAUGCUCUCAACGACAUGACCUCUCUGUGACCUUCAGCUGGGCCGCUGUGCCCUCUGUGUCUCUCACGCUUUCCUUGCCUGUAAAACCUGUCCCUUCUGUGCAGCCACCACGGGCCCCCCCUCCGCCUCCUCUGUAAGAACCGAGCUCAAUAAAACCGAGAUACCUCGACCUCUCCGCUUUGGGCUUUGCUUCUCUAGAACUCUCCUACGACCCACAGCGGUGACACUGACCAUGGCACUAGGACAUGCAGGUGGUGCCAGGGCAGGACCCCACACCGGGGGUCAUGUUGAAUCAGUGUUCCUAAGGACACAUAUAGCAGUGGAAAGCUCUGAGUGUGUCCAGUGUGUGCUGGCAGUGCUCCAUCUGCUGGGUUAAACGCCUCUGGGACAGCAAAAACCCAGAAGGAUGUAAAUCACAUGUUAAUUAUGGUACAUGACUUGUAAGAUAUGUACAAAAGCCUUUCUGACAGAGCAGUUACCAAAGAAAUGGGUGAAUUUUGUGAAUGCAGUUACAGUGGUGUCCCAACCGUGAAGGUAAGUAAUCACGGGGUU
This is a messenger RNA of Melopsittacus undulatus (budgerigar), 1335 nucleotides long. RefSeq names its product tropomyosin 4 (gene TPM4). The coding region runs from base 67 to 813 and encodes 248 amino acids. Gene Ontology annotation, molecular function: actin filament binding. The record is from RefSeq and is a predicted model, not a curated record. Gene Ontology annotation, biological process: actin filament organization; muscle contraction. NCBI's taxonomy places the organism in Eukaryota, Metazoa, Chordata, Aves, Psittaciformes, Psittaculidae. The transcript has 8 exons. Gene Ontology annotation, cellular component: actin filament.